This is a messenger RNA of Corticium candelabrum, 2053 nucleotides long. Its product is annotated as hemicentin-1-like. Gene Ontology annotation, biological process: cell-cell adhesion. The record is from RefSeq and is a predicted model, not a curated record. The coding region runs from base 171 to 1739 and encodes 522 amino acids. Gene Ontology annotation, molecular function: protein binding. Lineage: Eukaryota; Metazoa; Porifera; Homoscleromorpha; Homosclerophorida; Plakinidae. The transcript has 7 exons.
UAUUAGAUUGCGUCAUCUGCUCCGGUGUGAACGUGGUACUGAGCGUCUGAAGUAGAACAUCAACAACACGAACUCUCGGUAUUAGACUGCGUCAUCUGCUCCGGUGUGGACGCGGUACUGAGCGUCUGAAGUAGAACAUCAACAACACGAAUUAGACCACAUCAUCGAAGAUGGUUCUUGUUGUGCUGUUUGUGCAAGCAAUUCUGGUUAUGAUUUUUUACGGUUGUGAAGGUGCUGUUGUUGUACGAGUUCCAUCACCAGUUGCCGAGAAGGGGUCAGUCACUUUAUUGUGCGUCACCGAUGAGACUGUGAUUCGAUGGACGAAAGGACCGAAUCAGACUGUUAUACAUAGUGGCAGGCUUAGACUCAGUAGUGAGAGCAAGGAGUUGGAUAUUCUCAAAGUACAAAAAUCAGACGAAGGCACCUACUAUUGUUACACCAACAACACAAAUGGCAUCAUACAUAAUCACCAUGGUAGAAUGCAUGUGAUUGUUCCACCGACUGUUCGUGCACACGGUGCGUUUGCACUCGAAGGCAAGAGUGUCAAUCUUCGCUGCACUGGAUCUAACUUUUUUACUGUUUCGUGGAGGUUUAAUGGUGUGGAGUUGUAUGGAAAGUCGAGUUCUAGAUACUCAUUUGAUGGUGACAGUGGAGAGAGUCUGACGAUAUUGAAUGUGACAAAGGCAGAUAAUGGAAUGUACAAUUGUUUGGCCUCAAACAUGCUAUUCACUGUAUCUGCAUAUGCAAAUCUUAUUGUCCAUUCUCUGAGUACAGACGAUGCAAUGAAGAGUUCACCAGAUUCUGAGAUAGUUGUACUCUCGAGUAAUGUCACUCUAUUGUGUGCAGCAAGCCAAGGACGAGUCGAGUGGAGAAAGAAUCAGCGUAUCAUUGACUUGUCGGUUAAUCCCAGAAUAUCACAACUCGGCAGUGGAGCAAUCUUGAUUUCGAAUGUGGAAUACAACGACAGUGGAGAGUAUGAGUGCUUGAUGACUGAUGGUAGUGACACCGUUGUGGCUCGUCGGGAAAUCUCGUUAACAGUUGAAGGACCUCCUGCAGCUCCAAUAAUUGAUCGUGUCGUGGUUGUCAAUCAGUCUUACGUACAUGUGGAGUGGUCAACACCCUUCCUUGCUGGCCGGUCGCCUGUUAGAUGCAAAGUUUGUGUUAAGUGCGGCAACCAAUCAGAGUGGAGAAAUACAUCUCUUCCAGUGUUGCAACGUUCUGCAACUGUGGGUUAUCAAGGUGCAUCGGAGUUGUGCUAUGUUGUCGUAGUAACAGUGAAUAAUCACGGAGAAGGGGAGUCUGAUAUUCGACAGCUACACAUGGACAUGAGCAAUACAAACUAUACAAGCACACAAUAUGAAGCAAGCAGCUGGAAGAUCACUCAUGAUGAUGCAUCAACAGCCAAGACUCUUGUAAAUAUUGAUAUCAAUGAGCAUGAAAAAUUGCAUGCUGCCAAAUCAGUAGACAUCGGGCCUGUCGUUGGACUGUCUCUGGCAAUUGGUUUGAUUAUGUCCGGAGUGAUUGUAGUUGUGGUCGUUGUUUAUGUCAGAAGAAAGAAGGGUGAUAGAAAAGCAAUGAGACACACUGGUGAUCAUGAUGAUGUCAUGGUAGACAACAGUCGACAAAGAUUAAUCUCAGCUAAUCUUACUCCUCAAACCGAGUCAAUCCCACCUCAAACUGACUGCACAGACUCAAACAGUUCUUCAUCAGACACAUAUACUGCAAACUGUUCAAACUGAGUGAUGGUUGUAUUCAACGUAAUAUGUAUGGAGGACGUAGUGGGAUGCAUGAAGUACACUACUUAUUGGUUGUUUAGAUUUGAAUGGUUGGUAUGCUUACAAUCAGUUUAGACCAUUAGUGUUAGAAAGUAAAUAAUUGACGUGUGUGUGUGUGUGUGUGUGUGUGUGUGUGUGUGUGUGUGUGUGUGUGUGUGUGUGUGUGUGUGUGUGUGUGUGUGCAUCUGUGUGUGUGUUUUUUUGUACUGAAAUAGCAAUUAGUAAAUAGUAAUUAUCAAUGUAUCAAUACCAAUAACUUGAAGGAUAGCUGGUCGUGA